AUGGAUAAACAAAUGUUUGCUCUUCGAUCACCUCAGAUAGAUGCAAAUCAUCUUGAUGAAGAUUUUAAUUCAUAUAAUUGGGAAAUAUUUUCAUCACUUUUUCGUAAUUCUUAUUCACAUUUAAUUCAUACAUUUAAACAUGAAUUUCAAUUAUUUCUUCGUUUAUUAACAUCAUAUAAUACACUUCUAUCAUCACGUUAUUCAGCAACAAUUGGUCAACAACUUUUACAACUUAAAUAUUCGCCAUCAAUACAAACUCGUUCGCAAAAAUUCUUUUUUCUAUCAUCAACUGUUUUUUCAUAUCUCUAUGAAAAAUUCUUAGUUGAUUAUCGUCGUUUACUACCUUUUCAAUUUAUUUAUAAAUUAUUACUUUUUAUUAAUUUUCUAUUGUUUCUUCAUCGUGGUACAUAUAUUAAUCUAUUCGAACGAUUAAGUCGUUUAAAAACAAUUCAUAAUCAUCCACCAUCACUUCGUAUACUUGAUUAUUCUUACAUGAAACGUGAAUUAAUCUGGCAUACAUUGAAUGAAACAUUAGGAACUAUAAUACCAUUUAUAACUUCAUUGAAAGCACGUACAUUGAUGAGAAAAUAUUUUUCUGGUACAUUAAUGAAACGACUUGAACAAACAAAUGUAUGUUCUGUAUGUGAACAAUCAAUUGUAAUGCCACACGAAUCAAUUGGAGAAUGUAAACAUUAUUUUUGUUAUAUAUGUGCUUAUAGUUUAAUUCAACAUUCAUGUCCGAUUUGUUUUAAAACGAUUAAUAAUAUUAAACCAAAAGAAUUUUCUUCCAAAUAA
Messenger RNA from Adineta steineri, 795 nucleotides. NCBI's taxonomy places the organism in Eukaryota, Metazoa, Rotifera, Eurotatoria, Adinetida, Adinetidae. The record is from the annotation of a GenBank genome assembly.